AUGGGCCCUGCUCGAAGUUUAUUUGAUGAAAUGACGGAUAGGAAUGUGGUAUCUUGGACCAGUAUGAUGUAUGGUUACUGCCAUCAUGGUGAUGUACAAUCUGCUAGAUCACUCUUUGAUGCCAUGGCUGAGAAGAAUCUAAUUUCUUGGAAUGUGAUGAUUUGGGGUUACAGUCAAAACAAACAGCCCCAUGAAGCCUUGAAAUUAUUUCAUGAACUGCAGUCAAAUAUGUCUCUUGAACCGGAUGGCGUGACUGUUGUUAGCAUUCUUCCAGCUAUUGCAGAUUUGGGCGCCUUGGAUUUAGGUCUUUGGGUUCACAAGUUUGUACGAAGGAAGAAGCUUGAUAGGGUAAUCAACAUCUGCACUGCGCUUGUUGAUAUGUACGCAAAAUGUGGUGAAACUACAGAGGCCAAAAGACUUUUUGAUGAGAUGCCUGAAAAGGAAACAGCUUCUUGGAAUGCCUUGAUAAAUGGGUUUGCAGUAAACGGCCGUGGCAAGGAGGCACUGGAGGUAUUUUUAGAGAUGCAGUGCAAAAAGAUUAUGCCGAACAAUAUAACCUUUAUUGGUGUUUUGUCUGCUUGUAACCAUUGUGGUCUGGUAGAGGAAGGGAAAAGAUGGUUUAAAGGAAUGGAGGGCUUUGGGCUUAUCCCGCAAAUUGAGCAUUAUGGUUGUAUGGUUGAUCUUUUGGGAAGGGCAGGAUGCUUGGAGGAAGUUGAGAAAUUGAUUGAGAGCAUGCCUUAUGAUGCUAAUGGAAUAAUUUUGAGUUCUUUUCUUUUUGCAUGUGGCCAUUCUGAGGAUGUCACAAGGGCCAACAAAGUUUUAAAGAAGGCAGUCAAAGUGGAGCCAUGGAAUGAUGGAAAUUAUGUCAUGCUCAGAAAUUUGUAUGUCAAGAAGAGAAGGUGGAGUGAUGCAGAGGAAAUUAAGAGGUUGAUGAGGAAGAAUCGAGCAAAUAAAGAGGUUGGUUGUAGUGUGAUAGAGGUUGAUGGUAGAAUCAAGGAGUUUGUGUCUGGUGACAGGGUGCAUGCGUAUUCUGAACCUAUACAUUUAACCUUGCGGCAGACGUGGAAGCACAUGAUGGGUGAUUUUAUAGAAAAGGGGUGA
Messenger RNA from Prunus armeniaca (apricot), 1101 nucleotides. NCBI's taxonomy places the organism in Eukaryota, Viridiplantae, Streptophyta, Magnoliopsida, Rosales, Rosaceae. The record is from the annotation of a GenBank genome assembly.